AUGAAUUUCUUAGAGACACCUGCGGAAACGUGGUUUCCAAAGUUUUUGAUAAUUCAUGCUGACAAUGACACUGGUACUUUAGGCAAGUUAUCACCAUUUGUGACAGCCAAGGUUAUCGAACAAGCCAUAGGGAAGUCGUAUCAGGCCAGGAAACUUCGUACAGGGGAUAUCCAGAUUGAGGUGCAAACCAAGCAGCAGAGUACAGCUUUAGAGUCACUGAAACAGAUUGGCGAUAUACCUGUGACGGUAACGCCUCACAGAACACUGAACACAGUGAAGGGCGUAAUCUCACAAGACGAGCUGCUGGACUGUUCAGAGUCUGAGAUUGAGGACGGUUUGACGGAAGAGGGUGUUGUUUCUGCAAAAAGAAUAACCAUGCGCAGAGAGGGCAGAGAGAUUCCCACAAAACAUGUAAUCCUUUCGUUUAAGCGUCACACACUCCCAUCGACCAUAAAAGCCGGCUAUCUCAACUGUCACGUUAGACCCUUUAUUCCCAACCCGAAGCGCUGUUUCAAAUGCCAGCGCUUUGGGCACAGCUCACAGACUUGUCGGGGACAGACGACAUGCCCGAAAUGCUCUGGAAAGGACCACAUGUCAGAACUCUGCCAGAAUGACUUUAAAUGUGUGAACUGCCAGGGUGGGCACCCAGUAUAUUCCAGGUCCUGCCCUCGAUGGCAAGACGAAAAACAACUCCUCAAGAUCAGAACGGAACAGAACAUUUCAUACAAAGCAGCUAAGGCCCAACUAGAGUUCCAGAAGAAAGGUUCUUUCUCUGAGGUGGUGCGCAGGGGAGUGGCGCCCCUCAGAGUGUCCGUGGAGACCCAAACCGUUGGGCCUCCACUCCACACUCCCCAACAAAAGGAGAAGGACAUGGAAAUGUCCCCUCCUCCAGUAUCUCCUUCCAGCCAAGUGGCUGGUAGUACUAACGAGGUGGCAACAGCUUCCGUAGAGGCUGCUGGCAACCUCUCCAUCUGGGAGGGCAGCACUCAGUGCUCGCCUCUAAAUACAAGCCAUAGUAUGGACGUCGACGACGAUGACUGCUCGUCGCAGAAGUCGUCGUCGAGUCUUCCUUCUUUUUCCCAGGCUAUGGAGAAAAGAGAAAAAGAGAAGGGCAGAGGUAGAGGUAUAAAACCCAAAGAUCAGCAAAGGGUACCUGCACCUAGAGUACAGCCCCCUUAA
Molecule: messenger RNA, 1179 nt
Organism: Ornithodoros turicata
Lineage: Eukaryota; Metazoa; Arthropoda; Arachnida; Ixodida; Argasidae
Exons: 1
Coding region: 1-1179 (392 amino acids)
Molecular function (GO): nucleic acid binding; zinc ion binding
Source: RefSeq, a predicted model, not a curated record